Brienomyrus brachyistius is the source of this 3130-nucleotide messenger RNA. RefSeq names its product tetratricopeptide repeat protein 24. The transcript is spliced from 14 exons. Gene Ontology annotation, molecular function: protein binding. Bases 840 to 2702 code for a protein of 620 amino acids. NCBI's taxonomy places the organism in Eukaryota, Metazoa, Chordata, Actinopteri, Osteoglossiformes, Mormyridae. The record is from RefSeq and is a predicted model, not a curated record.
AAAUUGACAACUAUUCCAAUAUAAGCGAAGCGAAAUAUAUAAAAUCAAUAAUAAUGAUCAUUGUAAUCUGAAUGGAAGAAUGGGUGGGUGUACCUGUGUGUGUUGGGGGGGGGGGUCUGUAUUUAUCACAUUGUGGGGAAUAAAACCUGUUACCUUGUUUUUACCUUGUGGGCACGUUUUCACGUCCCCACAAUAUAAGUUUCAUGAAAAUCUGUGAAUGCAAUCAAAAAUAACAUAGGGUUAUCGUAGCAUUAAGGUUUGUCCAUAGAUAUCAAUUGAAAGUCUCUUAUAGGAAUAUAAUAUGAACUGUGUGUGUUUCUCUGUGUGUCUGUGUGUGUACGUGACGUACUGGCAUGUGAAGACACGUGAUGAUAGACUUAUUUUAUCAGGGUAGAAAAAAAUGGUUUGUUUCUGUCAUGUUGUUAUAUACGAAGGCUGCAGAUUUGUCACUCGUGAUGCUCAGGUAAUUCUUCACAUUAAAGGGGCGUGUGUUUUCAGAGUACGGGAGAGGUGAAUUAAGAGGGGGCAUUUUAACUAGCGUCCCAGCUGCCUAGCAACGGAGCCGAGGUGAAUUCCGUGUACAUCUCCAACAUGAUUCCCAUUAGGUAGACAGACUACUGAGCAGUAAGCUGAAGUUACCUUUUUAACAUUAAGAUUGUUAGUAACGUGACUUUGGAAAUCAAGCCGUUAUCGUGGUGAAGUGUUCAUAUACUGGGUGUUGUACGCCUGACAUUAGCUAGCUGAGUCGAGCAGAGUGGAGAAACUGAGAUGGCAGCAUUUGAACUACAAGUGCAAUAGACAAUUCGGUACCAUGGCAUCUGAAGCACUGUGCCGUCCCCAUGACGACCUCGGGAGAAAUGAAAGACAAGCACAAGCCGGAAGAGGACACGGGCCCAGAGUCCCAGCUGGUGCGGGACAUUCAGGGGCUGACGGCAUCUGGGCACGACUCCUUGGUUCAGAGAAAGUGUGUGAAAGCAAUUGACUGCUUUAAGAAGGCGUUCAAAGCUUCGCUGGAGCUGAAAGACGCCCGUGUACAGCGAGCUUGCGCCUUCAACCUGGGCGCGGCCUACGUGGAAUCGGGCAAGCCCCAGAAGGGCCUGGAGUACCUGAGGCGCGCCCAGCCUGGGGAGGGGGGCGAGCGGAUAGCAGACCUCCAGUUCAACCUGGGCGCCGCCCACGAGGGCUUGGAAGACCCAGGCAGGGCAGCCAAACACUAUCUGAAGGCUGCUCAGCUUUACCGCUCCCAGGGAGACGGGGGUGGCGAAGCGGAUGCCUGCAUGAAGCUCGCCCAUUGCUACCUGCUCGUCCAGGACUGGACGCAGGCAGCUGAGAGCUACCAACGAGCUGGGGAAGGCUACCGACUUGCAGGCCGGCCAGACGCAGCGGCUCUGGCUCUGAGGGAAGCUGCCGACAGCAUGCUCCGGUGUGACACCUUCACCACCGAUGACAUCACCAGGGUGCUCACCGAUUCGCUGGAACUGAGUGCUGGUGUUGGAGAAGAGGAGACACUGGGUAAGCUGUACAAUGACAUAGGCCUGAACUUCACUCAGCUGAAGCUGUUCCCAGAAGCAGCAGAGUGUUUUAACAGGGCGCUACCGCUGGCCCAUGGAAGGCCUUGCAGGUUGGCUGCUGUCCUACAGAACCUUGGCGCCGUCCAAAACACACUGUGCCAGUACCAACAGGCUCUCGAGUACCACCAGGAAGCUGCAGCCCUACAUGGGUCCCUGGGCAGCCGUAGUGCUCAGGGUCAGUGCUUCAGUAACCUGGCAUUUGCCCUCAGACAGCUGGGGAACCUGGAGGAGGCGGCACAGAACUACCUUCAUGCCCUGCAGGCCUUCAAAGACACGGAUGAUCCCCAGGGUCAGUGGCAGGCCUGCGAGGGAAUGGGGACAGUUUGGUUACACCUAGGAGACCCAGGGAGGGCCAUACAGUACUACAAGCAGGCACUGGGGCUGCUGGCUAAAUGUAAGGACUGUCCCAGCUCAGUGCAGGAGCGCCUUGUGGAUAAGCUGGCUGCCGCCAUCCAGGACAGGCUAUCCCUGCAGAGCCAGAUGACCUAUGAUAGGGGCCUCACCCCUACUCAGCCUCAGCGAGUUCACAGUGAGGAAAGGUCCAUCCCACAUCACGGCCCACAAGAUAUGAUCCUCCACAAGCAGCCGUCACUGAGGACCACAGGUGUGCCCUCUGCUAAGCAGUCUGAGCCCCAUUGGUCACGAAGAGACCCCCAAAUUCACAGGCCGGAACUCCAGACCAGGAAAAUGAUUCCCAAUGGGUUUAUGGUGAGGGACAGUUCCCUGGGGGUGAUACCCAAUGGCACAGUCCCAGAGCGAUGGCGGGAACAGCGGGUCCUGGGUGCCGCUCGGCAGGACUGGGAUGGCAAAGCCCAUCCCCUGGCGACAGAUCCGCGGGUUAACGGGCCGCAUCCAGAGCUGUCCAAUGGUCACAGCGCACUGCAUGAGGCCAACAGGAAUCUAAACAACACCUAUCUGAAGCCAGUAUCCUGCUACCAAGGUCCAGAAUUCCCAGAGCCUAAAGCCACCCAGCAUGGUGGGCUCUUGUACAACCCUGUUGAGCGGAAAACAACAGAGAUGAACAGCAAUACCUCCUUGGGUCAGAGUUCUCACGUCACUAAAAGCUUCGAAGAGGAGGAAGCCAUGCCCUUACACAGGAAGUGGAAGUCGCAAGUUUGUCUCGUCAUGUGACUUUACCAAGACUGGACAUUUUACGUCAGUGUGUGGACCGCGAUGUGUCUACUACUGCUCCACUAAUACUGAACUGGAGAAAGGUUAAAAGAUUUAUAAUGUCUUAAAGGAUAAAAUGUAAAAAUAUGGCCUAAGAAAUUUAGAAAAUAACAUUUAUUCACACAAUCAUUGUAACAACAUAGUAAAAGAGCACAAUGAAUGGUGUAAUUAAGCGAAUAUUGUUUAUUUAUGUUAUUCCACAGUAUGUUCCAAUUCAAUAUUGUAUAUUAUUUUAAUUAUUGUAAUAAUUACUACCUAGGUUUACAUUUUAAUUUUGUGUGAUUCCAUAUUAAUAUACAUAAUUUGUCAACAAUUUGUUAUAAUGUUAUUUUUUAUCCCCAAAUAUAAAGCACGUAGGUGUCUGUAUCGACACAGUCGCGGUCCAGUUA